AUGGCGCCACCCCCCGAAAUCGCCAUUCCAUCCACGAGCAUCUCUGAUGAGGGUUCAGGGAAGCCAUACACACUGUACAACAUCACCCUGCGGCUACCGCUUCGAUCAUACGUCGUGCAGAAGCGCUACUCGGAUUUCAGCAAGCUGCACGAGGCGCUGCUGCAGCAGGUCGGCGCCGCGCCACCGCAACCGUUGCCGCAGAAGCACUGGCUGAAGUCGACAGUCAACUCUCCCGAACUGGCGCGAGAGCGACAAGUCGGUCUCGAGCGCUACCUUAAGACGAUCGCGGAGUCUCUCGACCGUCGCUGGCGCGACACCUCCGCAUGGCGCGCCUUCCUCAACCUCCCCAGCUCUAGCACCACCAACUCGGCUGUCUCGGCGGGCGGGCGGGCAGCGAGCGUCGCAUCGGGUGCCGCCGACCCGACGACCUGGCUCGAUCUACACAAGGAGCUGAAACAGCACCUACAGGACGCUCGGAUAGCGCUCUCGCGGCGGGACAGCGCCGUCGAUGGCGGCAACACCACGGCAGCGGCCGAGGCUGCCGCGGCCGCCCGCAAGUCUACCGUUCGCGCCGGCACGCUGGUCGUGGUUCUCACCGACGGCCUCAAGAAGCUGCAGGAGUCCGGGCGCGUCGGCGAUGGCGAGCUGCGGCGGCGGCGGGACCUGGUGUCGACCGCCAAGAUGGAGCGAGAGGGCCUCGACAAGUUAGCCAGCAGCAUGCCCAGUGUUAGUGGCGGUGCCGGUAGCAGCACCACGCGGGGGCUAUCCUCGUCCCCUGAAAAGGCCAAGCUGCUCAACGGCGCGCGACCAGGCGGCCGGCGCCUCGGCGGCGGCGCGCCGGCCCCCGAGACGGACAAGACACGCGAGCUCGACAACCAGGGCGUGCUUCUGCUGCAGAAACAGGAGAUGGAGGCGCAAGACCUGCAGCUCGACCAGCUAACGGCCAUCAUCCGGCGGCAGAAGGAGAUGGGUCUGCAGAUCAAUGAGGAGGUGGAGCGGCAGACGCAGAUGCUCGACGUCCUCGACGAGGACGAGGCGCGCGUCCGCGGCAAGCUGGGCGUCGCCAAUAACCGCAUCCGCAAGAUGUGA
Messenger RNA from Cordyceps fumosorosea ARSEF 2679, 1089 nucleotides. RefSeq lists its product as hypothetical. Bases 1 to 1089 code for a protein of 362 amino acids. Gene Ontology annotation, molecular function: phosphatidylinositol binding. NCBI's taxonomy places the organism in Eukaryota, Fungi, Ascomycota, Sordariomycetes, Hypocreales, Cordycipitaceae. The transcript has a single exon. The record is from RefSeq and is a predicted model, not a curated record.